CAGGCGUCCUCCUCCGGCCCCGAGGGCCCCGCCGGAGCUCCGUCGCGCGCCGGGCAGACGCCCUGACACCCCGGCCGGUGGCACCAUGAGACCGAGGGGAUGCGCGGCGGGGCUGGUGGCGCUGCUGCUCUUGGCACAGCUCCGCCCCGGGAGCAGUCAGUGGGGCCCGGCGGAGGCGGCGGCGGCGGCGGCCGGGGUCCGGGACCCGCAUCUGCGAUGGAGCCCCGCGACGCGGAGCCAGCGCGGCGGAGCCCGUGCGCUGCUCUUGCUGCUGGCCGAGCGCUUCCCGCGCCCGGCGGGGCCCGCGCGGUGGGAAUCCGAGAGCUCCAGCGAGCGGCCGCGACGGGACGACCCUCCGCCGCUGUCCAUCGACCUCACCUUCCACCUGCUGCGGACGCUGCUGGAGCUCGCGCGGACUCAGAGCCAGCGGGAGCGCGCCGAGCAGAACCGCAUCAUAUUCGACUCGGUGGGCAAGUGA
Molecule: messenger RNA, 478 nt
Organism: Perognathus longimembris pacificus (Pacific pocket mouse)
Lineage: Eukaryota; Metazoa; Chordata; Mammalia; Rodentia; Heteromyidae
Gene: Ucn
Product: urocortin
Exons: 2
Coding region: 86-478 (130 amino acids)
Cellular component (GO): extracellular region
Molecular function (GO): hormone activity
Source: RefSeq, a predicted model, not a curated record